AGUUAACACUUUUUUGGGUAAAAGGUCUCAUCAAUAACCUCCAGAGAUGAAGCGUGAAGGCAAGCAACACGGUAUGGUUAGAACCUACAGGAUCCUGCCUCCGUCUCUGAAUCCAAGACCGCAAGCCAAGUUGGUCAACCCUUUGACCUGUCGUCCAACCGCCGGGCUAUUCACCAAAGUGUCAUCUAAGCCGACCAAUCACUCCAAGUUCACCGGAAAAUGUGGCCAGGCAAGGUGCCUUGAGUGCCAUAUGCAUCCCAUCACCAAGUCCAAAGUCAAAAGUAAAGGCUCUUCUAAGGUGAGAUCAAAUGAUAUCACUUACAAGAUGCUGACCUGGCAGGUUGCUUCUGGUGGGCACAGACCCGGCUUGAAUCUUUCCGGGUUCUCGGCUACUGGACUUCUUGAUCUUAUGUCUGAUGAUUAUGGUUAUGAUCAUGAUUAUGAAUCUGAUGAAGAAGAAGAAGAAGAGGAAGAAGAAUACACAGGAUGUGUUGUAGAGGAAAUAGUGAAUAUACAGAGUGAUGGUGAUGGUGAAAAGGAAGAAGAUGGGUCUCUUGAUGAUGAUGUUGAUGAUGAUGAUGAUGGAAGGAUGAGCUUUUGUGAUGUGGGGGUGAUGAUGAUGGUUGAUCAUGUGGAAGUAUUUGAUGAAGGAUGGUGUUUGGUUGAAGAAAUGAUGACUUAACUGAUCUCUUUGAUUUAUUCCCCCAAAUCAUUGUAUUUCCUUUUGCUUUUGUAAAUUGUUUUAAUAAAUUUGGGGAUGAAUGAUUAUUAUCUAUGUAAAUGUGAUUUAUUAUUUAAAAUCAAAAACUAUGAUUUGUAAUUA
This is a messenger RNA of Raphanus sativus (radish), 823 nucleotides long. RefSeq lists its product as uncharacterized. Bases 47 to 682 code for a protein of 211 amino acids. The transcript has 2 exons. Lineage: Eukaryota; Viridiplantae; Streptophyta; Magnoliopsida; Brassicales; Brassicaceae. The record is from RefSeq and is a predicted model, not a curated record.